AGUGCGCUACAACAUUUCAUCUCAUGCCAGGCUCAGUGUGAGUUAUGUGCUUUCUAACUACAGCCACUACACCAUCGCAUCUUUAUGGACUGCAUCACACGACCGCUUGAAAUGAGUUGUAAGAAGACUAUUGGUGUUUCUGAUCAUCUUGACUGUGGGUGUCACGGUGCUGCAGUACAAAGUUUUUGUGGAACAUAAACUGUCCGUGUCUGAUGUCAUUGACCUGGUGCAGUCACGAAUACAGUUGUUCCACUCAUCAGUGUGGACGUACAUGGACCACACAACACCAGCAAACGACUCCAGCAGCCAGCAGGUGAGUGGCACUCAGCAGGUCGGGUCUCAGACAGACCUCAAGGGCUUCGCAAAGACUGUGUCUGAGCAGAAGGAAUGGAUUACAAACGUGCGACACAGUCAAGGGAGGGCUUCCUUCCCGAAGGUGGAUGCUGUCAACUGCACCAAGAUAUGGGGCAACGACCAACAGGAAGUGAGAGCUGCUCACGACUACCAACAGUCUCACGGGACACAACCCACCAAGAAUGUCCGCCAUUACUUACAGGAGACAGCCAACUGCACGAGUUAUCUCCUCAAUGGAGGCUUCCUGUCUGCGUCGGUUGACGAGAAAGAGUUGUCUUUCCCUCUGGCAUUUAGUCUUGCAGCGUACAAGGAUGUCGAGCAGGUGGAGCGGCUGUUACGGGCAGUGUAUCGACCACACAACGUGUACUGCAUCCACCCCGACAACAAGUCCAGCGACGACUUCCACUCCAGUCUGCGCUUCAUCGCCGGUUGUCUACCCAACGUCCACAUCAUCGAGCGCCCCCUGAGUGUAAAGUGGGGCAAAUACUCCGUCUUACAGGCGGACGUAGAAUGCAUGCAGUUGCUAUGGCAACACCCUACCAAGUGGCGAUAUUUCAUCAACUUAACAGGUCAAGAGUUCCCCCUAAAGACCAACAAGGAGAUCGUCCGGAUUCUACAGACCUACAAUGGCGCCAAUGACAUCACCGGUGUUCACAAUCGAAUUUUCAACUUCCGGUGGGCGAAGUACCUGCCGACACCCUACAACGUAACGAUCAGCAAAGGUGACGUACACGUCAUUGCGUCACGAGGGUAUGUGGACUACGUCCUCAACAGUCGUGUAGCACGUGACUUUUACAAGUGGGUCGCCCCGACUUUCAUUCCCGACGAGAUUUUCUUCAGCACCCUCAACUACAACCCGCAACUGGGCGUACCCGGGUCGCACACAGGUGACCCUAACGACAAAACAAGGGAACACUUUCACCGCUACAAAGUCUGGUUGUACGGAAUUUCCAACUACACGGGUGUGUGCGAUGGGAGAGAACUGCGGGGUGUCUGUCACUUCGGGGUGGGUGACGUCCCCCGCAUGGUUGUCUCCCCUCACCUGUUCGCCAACAAGUUUUCCUACGACUUCAUGCCGCUGGCCUACGACUGUGUGGAGGAAUGGUACUGGCACAAGGUUCACCUGGAGAACGUGGGGCAGGCGCCGGCACUGAACCUCACGCCAUACGAGAUGUCGACGAUGGUGACGAAGCGUUACGACGGACCCGUGAAAAUCUGGGAGUGAGGGCGCCCCCUGACGGAGUGUGUGGGAGGGGAAUGUGGAGAGGAGGAAGGGAAGUGCAUGGGCGAAAGAUAAAUGCAAUAGCUUAUUUGUUUCCCGUCGACGAUGAUUUGGAUUGUUAUAUCUUAUUCAUGUGGUCUCUUUACCUAAAGUCCAAGUGUAACUGAUGUGAUAUCUAAUGAUGACCCAAAAACCGUUUACAGCAAGUACAGCUGCUACUUUCAAACCAUCUCUUUGAUAAAAGGAAGUGAGAACACGAGUCUCUUGUUGGUGGUCGCCAGCCAAAUCCUCUUAAAAUUGUCGCUUCCUGGUCUACCCUCUAAUCUGCUGGUCUACUUCCUGUGGUAUUUAGUGUCCUAAUUAGUGGUGAACUACGGUUAAUGUAAUUAGCAUUGAUAGUUAAUGUACGACUGUCCACUGGGGUGCUGUCGGUGGGCUGGCUCUAACAGAUGUCAUGUGAUCACUCGAUCUAUCGUACCGGACACUGUAGGAUCUCUAAAUUAAGCAAAUAAAGAUUGUUUAUGAAA
This is a messenger RNA of Pomacea canaliculata, 2103 nucleotides long. RefSeq names its product N-acetyllactosaminide beta-1,6-N-acetylglucosaminyl-transferase-like. The transcript has 6 exons. NCBI's taxonomy places the organism in Eukaryota, Metazoa, Mollusca, Gastropoda, Architaenioglossa, Ampullariidae. The record is from RefSeq and is a predicted model, not a curated record. Bases 272 to 1579 code for a protein of 435 amino acids. Gene Ontology annotation, molecular function: glycosyltransferase activity. Gene Ontology annotation, cellular component: membrane.